Messenger RNA from Nematolebias whitei (Rio pearlfish), 3417 nucleotides. RefSeq names its product polyamine-transporting ATPase 13A2-like. Gene Ontology annotation, molecular function: P-type transmembrane transporter activity; ATP hydrolysis activity; ATP binding. The coding region runs from base 1 to 3417 and encodes 1138 amino acids. The record is from RefSeq and is a predicted model, not a curated record. NCBI's taxonomy places the organism in Eukaryota, Metazoa, Chordata, Actinopteri, Cyprinodontiformes, Rivulidae. Gene Ontology annotation, cellular component: membrane. Gene Ontology annotation, biological process: regulation of autophagosome size; intracellular calcium ion homeostasis; regulation of mitochondrion organization. The transcript is spliced from 28 exons.
AUGCCACACAGGAAAGGAGAAGAUCUUUUCAACCCAGGUUUAAUCCCUUGCAAGGAUUGCCAGGGGUAUAAAUGGCUGCGUUGGCAGGUGUGGUUGUGUCGUCUGGCAGUCCUCCCCCUGAUUGUUUUUCACUGGAGGCCUCGGCUUGGUGUCCUCGCCCGCUGCCGCCCCUGCCCGCUGGCUUUGGCAGAAAUUCUGCUGCUCACGGAUGAUUCUGGCCUGCAACAUGUGGUGGAGGUGCGGACAGAGGAGAUGGAGGAGGGCUGCUUGGAGCUGUUGGGACAACAGGAGGAGGAUGAGUGGAGAGAUGAUGUUCAGCUGCUCAAUGUAGAAAAAACGCUGCUGCGCUACUUUGUGCUUCAAGGGCUGCGUUACGUUUGGCUGGACAGGAGGGAGACUUUCUGUCCUGUUGGUGUCCUCAACGAGGACCAGACGUGCCAGGACUUGCAUGGCUUCCUAAAGGGGCUGAGUCCUCGGGAGCAGAGCAUGAGGAGAACCAUGUUUGGGAAAAACCUUAUUGACGUACCUGUGAAGUCUUGCUUGAAGCUUCUGUUUGACGAAGUCCUAAACCCAUUCUAUGUAUUUCAAGUGUUCAGCAUUGUCUUGUGGAUGUGUGAUGAUUAUUAUUAUUACGCUGGUUGCAUAAUUUUAAUCUCCAUUAUCUCCAUCGGUAUCUCACUUUAUGAAACUCGAAAGCAAAGCAUUGCUCUUCACAACAUGGCCCACUUGGUUACAGAUGUUAAAAUACGCAGAGAAUCAGGAGAGGAAGACAGUGUGAGCUCAGUGGAGCUGGUCCCUGGCGACUGUCUAAUUAUCCCUGAGGAAGGUCUGCUGCUGCCCUGUGACGCCGCCCUGCUGGCUGGGGAGUGUCUCGUCAACGAGAGCAUGCUCACAGGUGAAAGCGUUCCCAUGCUGAAAACCUCUCUGCCAGCUGAUGACCGGACCUACAGCUCAGACACUGAGCGCAGACACACUAUUUUCUGUGGUACCCACAUCAUUCAGGCCAGUGGAGGAAGGCCCGGAGGCGACGGUGCUGUUGCCGUGGUAACAAACACUGGUUUUUUCACAGCUAAAGGCGACUUGGUUAGCUCCAUUAUGUACCCUCAACAAUGCAGCUUCAGCUUUCAAAAAGACGCCAUGAAGUUCCUUUUCAUUCUUGGUCUUAUUGCUUCCUGUGGUACCAUUUACAUUUUUGUGAUCCUUUUGAAAGCCAAUGUGACGUGGUCGGAGUUAAUUGUUAGAUGCCUGGACAUUGUGACUAUUGUAGUGCCUCCUGCCCUGCCUGCUGCCAUCACCACAGGAACUAUUUAUGCCCAAAAAAGGCUAAAGAAACACGGCAUAUUCUGUAUUAAUCCACCCCGCAUUAACGUCAGUGGCAAAGUCUCAGUCUUUUGCUUUGACAAGACAGGAACUUUGACAGAAGAGGGUCUGGAUGUGUGGGGAGUGAUGGAGGGACGACCUGCUGGUUUCUCAGAACUGGUCCCAGACCCUAAACUCCUGCCUCCGGGUCACAUGCAGUCUGCCCUGGCCUGCUGUCACACUGUUAAACUACUGCGAGGUCAGCCCCUCGGAGACAUUUUGGAGCUCAAGAUGGUCGAGUCUACUGGCUGGAACCUUCAGGAACCAGAGGGAGAUGGUGACGUUGUUCAUGCAGAAUUUGGAGGUCACAAAGUUUUAGCUGUGAUGAAACCUUCGAAUCAACAGCCUCUUUUUCAGGGAACUUCCUCAAGUGAAGCAGUGGCCAUUGUUCAGAGGUUUCCAUUCUCCUCCGCCCUGCAGAGGAUGAGCGUGGUGACGGUGGCCCACGGGGGGCGCUCUGCUCUGGCUUUCGUCAAAGGUUCCCCAGAGAUGGUGACCAGUCUCUGUGGAGCUGAUUCAGUUCCACCACAGUUCUCCAGCACACUGCGUACGUUCUCCAGCGAAGGCCUCAGGGUUCUUGCACUCGCCUGUAAACCAGUAGAUGUGAAUUCUGACCUGAUGAAUAUGAAACGAGCUGAAGUAGAGAAAGACCUGCAGUUUCUGGGCUUGCUGAUGAUGAAGAACCUGAUAAAACCCAAGACUGAAGAUGUUAUUGACAUCCUGACCAAGGCACACAUUCGAACUCUGAUGGUCACUGGAGACAACAUUUUUACAGCUGUUAAUGUAGCAAAAAGCUGUCGGAUGGUGGGACCUGAUGAUAAAGUGAUUUUUGUCACUGCAACCCCUCGUACAGCUCAGUCUUUGCCUACUUUGAGGUUCAGCCUUGAAGAUGAAGUGGCCCAAAGCUCCACAUACGACAUGGAUCAAGGAGGUCCUCCUGACUAUCAUCUGGCUAUUGAUGGCAAGUCCUUUGCUGCCCUCCGUGACCACUUUCCUGAGGAUCUUCCAAAGGUUUUAAUGAAAGCUACCGUAUUUGCGCGCAUGACUCCAGACCAAAAGGCCCAACUGGUGAAGGAGCUGCAGAGCCUGAACUACUGCGUGGGCAUGUGUGGGGACGGGGCCAACGACUGCGGGGCCCUGAAAGCUGCUGAUGUUGGAGUUUCCCUGUCUGAGGCCGAAGCUUCGGUCGCUUCACCUUUCACUUCCAAGACUGAAAACAUCAGCUGCGUGCCGCUGCUCAUCAGGGAGGGCAGAUGUUCUCUGGUCAUGUCCUUCAGUCUCUUCAGGUACAUGGUGCUGUACAGCGUCAUUCAGUUCUGCUCCGUCCUCAUCCUGAACACAGUGAAGACGACUUUGGGCGAUAUCCAGUUCCUGUUCUGUGAUUUGUUUCUUGUAACUGUGCUGGUUUUUCUAAUUGGGAGAGGAGGUCCCAGUGAGCAGCUGCACCCCUGCAGACCUCCAGGCAGACUGAGGUCCCUGCCUGUGUUCGGCAGCCUCUUCCUCCACACGUGCAUGAUCAUCCUGGGUCAACUGGCCGCAUUUUUCAUCACCACCAAAGAGAACUGGUAUAUUCCCCUCAAUUCAACAGUGUUUGGAAAAGACAAUUUACCCAACAUGGAGAACAGCUGCGUGUUUGAAUUAUCAGGUUAUCAGUAUAUCUUCAUCGCAGCAGUGGUCACCAAAGGUUACCCUCACAAUAAACCUUUCUACCACAACAGGAUGUUUCUUUGUUUCCUGGUCCUCCAGCUUGUUGUGAUGACCUGGCUGGUGCUGGAUCCGUGUCCUUUCUUCAGCCAAAUUCUUCAACUCUAUGACUUCACUAAUAUGAUCUUUGGGUUGCUGCUCAUCGUUGUGGCUGCUGACAACUUUCUGGUGUGUUGUCUUCUGGAGCUGCUGAUAGAUUUGGGUUUGUUGAACUGCCUUCGUCGGCUGCGUGGAGCGCGUCCAUCAAAGAAGCAGUACAAACGUCUGAAGGUUGUUCUGUCCGACUCCGCAUCAUGGCCGCCGCUUGAUCAAACUCAAACCCCAACAGAUCAACCAGUCGUUCACUUCAGAUAA